AUGUCCAUGUUCCGGCCCAAGAAGCUUGAUCUGGGUUGCUACGUCAACAUCCGCGUCAUUCGCGACCAUGCGAAGCGCCUGGCCUUUGAGAGCUUCGAGGCUGAGAGACAGGCUUUGAGACACGUCAUCCGCAACACGACGCUGCCGGCCCGCACGCGCGCCGAGGCCCAGCUGCAGCUGACGCAACUGCCGGCAUACUCACGCCCAAGCCAGAUCCGGAACCGCUGCAUUCUCGGAGGAAAGACCCGGGGUAUCCUGCGGGACUUUAAGCUGUCACGGUAUAACUUCCGAAUCCAGGCACUGAGUGGAGGAAUCCCCGGCGUGCGGAAGGCUAGCCUGCCGGAGGACUCGUCCUUCCCUGAGGACCUGGAGAAGCUAGGCUACUAUGUGAACGAGGAUGAUGAGAUCCGCAACAUCCAGGAUCCUAGGUUUUACUUCAAAUACUUUAUCAACAGGAAUAUGUAUUACAACGAUCGGCAGCGCUUUGCCUUUGGCUGUACGUGCUCGUCGAGCUUCUUCUUCUUCCGCUCCUUCUUCUGCUCUGACACAUGGCUCCGACCAGCUGCCACCAACAGCCUCGUGUAUGACCGCCUGGCCAAGCUCGGCCUCCGACCUGUCCGGCUGCCGCUGGGCGCUGCUGCCGACGAGCCCCACGUGACGGUACUCGCCACCGACGACCUGGCGACAGCCGGCCGCAUCGUCCUGUUUGUCGGCGAGACGGUGCAAGACAUUGGGAUUCUGGCCCGUCGCAUCGUCGGUGGUGCGGGUGGUAUCAACAAAGGCAGCCUAGUGUCGAUGGUGGAAGCUGUUCGCAAGGAGCAGACAGAGCAUCGUGCUCCAGCCAUACUCGUCUUCAACCCCGGCCAGCUCUUCUGGUGGCCCCAAGGCGGCCGUGCUCUCAGCCUGCCGGCACGCCAGGGCAUGCCGCGACCGAGUGCGGCACACUACCCUCCCCGGACGCUUCCCGGGAUCAACAGCGUUCCGGGACAUGCCACGGCCGACGAGCACGUUGCGAGCGUGUUCCGCGAUCUUCUCGCGCCGCUGCUGCCUCCGCCCCGUCUCACCGUCAUCGCGAUUGCAGGCGGUGCUGACGCGCUGGAGGGAUUUCUGGACCAGGCCGACAACUGGCGUCGCUGGGGUCCACACAUGGAUAGCCUUGCUCUCCUUGGCGGCCUGUACGAGGCAACCGACGUCAAGACAAAUGGCUUCCGGCAGUUUUUACGCAAGCGGGCCCGAGCCUACAUCCCAAGCACGGCUCCGGUCGACAUGCCGAUUUCCGGGCCAGACGGCAACGACCAGACCAUGCGGUCGACGCGCUUUGGCUGUCCGGUGCACAGCUCGGGCACGUCGUGGCUGACGGAGCUCAUGUUCAUCGACGCCCAGGACGCGAUUCUAGCGUGGGGCAGGGCUGUGGCAGACAACCCGGGAUAUGAGAACGCGCAGAUGGAGAUUACGUAUGCCGAGGAAGCGAUGGCCGAGGUGGAGAACACAUGGGUUGGCUAUGAAGGCGGCGUGGACCAGACAGCGGCUGCUGAUGACGUCGAGAAAACGGCUGACAAGCUGUCGGUGGAGGACAGCAGCACAGAUGGGUCAAGUGUGCACGUAUAG
Grosmannia clavigera kw1407 is the source of this 1608-nucleotide messenger RNA. RefSeq names its product mitochondrial 40S ribosomal protein mrp2. NCBI's taxonomy places the organism in Eukaryota, Fungi, Ascomycota, Sordariomycetes, Ophiostomatales, Ophiostomataceae. The transcript has 6 exons. Gene Ontology annotation, biological process: translation; regulatory ncRNA-mediated heterochromatin formation. The record is from RefSeq and is a predicted model, not a curated record. Gene Ontology annotation, molecular function: siRNA binding; structural constituent of ribosome. Gene Ontology annotation, cellular component: nucleus; ribosome. Bases 1 to 1608 code for a protein of 535 amino acids.